Messenger RNA from Micropterus salmoides (largemouth bass), 3519 nucleotides. It is a transcript of the gene polk, whose product is annotated as polymerase (DNA directed) kappa. Bases 273 to 2924 code for a protein of 883 amino acids. Gene Ontology annotation, molecular function: DNA-directed DNA polymerase activity; damaged DNA binding. The transcript is spliced from 14 exons. Gene Ontology annotation, cellular component: nucleus. Gene Ontology annotation, biological process: error-prone translesion synthesis. The record is from RefSeq and is a predicted model, not a curated record. Lineage: Eukaryota; Metazoa; Chordata; Actinopteri; Centrarchiformes; Centrarchidae.
AGUGCCGCCAAAACCGUCAUCGUCACUAUUUUCAAAACAUGAACGUUAGACAGCUGAGCGAUUUGUAAUUAUUUCUGUUCAGAGUGAAAAGAUAAGUCGCUGGAUUACGGUUGGUUAUCUGGUCUAACAAGAAGAGGCGGACACAUAAUGUCAUACAUAGCUACGAUAUCUGACAGGUGUAUCAACUAACUUUCGAGUGGACAUCGGUAUAGGUUGGACCCCCACCCAAAAGACAAACGACUGUCUUCCCAUAAAACGCCUCGUUCUUCGGGAUGGAGAAUGGGGUUACAGCCACUAAAGCCGAGGGCUUCCUCUCCAGAAUGGCCCUCAAUGACAACAAGGCUGGCAUGGAGGGUCUCGACAGAGACAAGAUCAACAAGAUCAUCAUGGAGUCAUCCAAGGGGUCCAGGUUUUAUGAGAACGAGCUGAAGAGAGAGCAGCAGGUGAACCAGCGCAUUGAGAAAAUGAUGCUACAAAAGGAACAGAUCACAGAACAACAGUUAAAGAAAGCACAGGCUCAGGUGGAGAGGAUGGCCACUGAGCUGGAGAGGAGUCGUGACCUAAGCCGUGUGAUAGUACAUGUGGACAUGGAUGCUUUCUACGCUGCUGUGGAGAUGAGAGACUGUCCUGACCUUAAGGAGAAGCCCAUGGCUGUAGGAUCCACGAGCAUGCUGUCAACAUCUAACUACCAUGCGAGGAAGUACGGGGUUCGAGCCGCCAUGCCUGGCUUCAUUGCAAAGAAGCUCUGCCCCAACUUAGUAAUUGUUCCACCCAACUUUGAUAAAUACAGAGCUGUGAGUAAUGAGAUCAAGGAGAUUUUUGCAGACUAUGACCCUCACUUCCAGCAAAUGAGCCUGGAUGAAGCCUAUCUGGAUUUUACAGACCACCUGGAACAGAGGCAGAUCUCGCCAGAUUCUUCACGUACACAUUUCUUCCGCGCCAGCAGCACCACUACAGGUAAAGAGCAGAUUGAGCUUCCCCAGGAGGAAGUGCCAGAGAUGAAAGACCUCUCUCCAGUCCUGUUUGAGGACAGCCCGAGCUCCUCUCCUUGCUUGCCGGGCUCUGAAGGUGUCAGUGCUGCUGGUUGUGCAUUCGAAGUGUUUGGUAAGUCUGUUGAGGAGGCUGUGAGAGAGAUGCGCUUCCGCAUUGAGCAGAGGACCAUGCUGACUGCCAGUGCAGGAAUUGCUCCAAACACAAUGCUUGCCAAGGUUUGCAGUGACAAGAACAAGCCCAACGGCCAAUACAGACUCCCUUCCACCAGAGAGGCAGUCAUGGACUUCAUCCAGAAUCUCCCAGUUCGCAAAGUUUCUGGCAUAGGGAAGGUGAGUGAGAAGAUGCUAAAUGCUCUCGGCAUCAGUAGCUGUGCUCAUCUUGGCCAGCAGAUGGCGUUGCUGUCAUUGUUGUUCUCGGAGACAGCCUGGCAUCAUCUCAUGCAGGUUUCCCUGGGUCUGGGCUCUACAUAUAUACCAAGGCACGAAGAAAGAAAAAGCAUGAGCACAGAAAGGACAUUUAAAGAACUGAGUAAAGCAGAGGAGCAGUUGUCUUUAUGCAGGGAGCUCUGUGAAGACUUAGCAGAGGACAUGAAGAAAGAAGGUCUCAAGGGUAAAACGGUAACACUGAAGCUUAAGAAUGUAAACUUUGAGGUGAAAACGAGGGCGCUGACGCUGCCGUAUGCUGUUGCUACAGUGGAUGAGAUCUUUGCAGUUGCUAAGGACCUACUGAAAACGGAAAGAGACAAUGAAAGCCCCCAGCCACUCAGACUGAGGCUCAUGGGUGUUAGAAUCUCUGCCUUUGUCAGUUCGGAUGAUAAAAAGGGCCUGCAGAAGAGCAUCAUUGGCUUUCUUCAGCCAGGCAAGACUGACCCUAGUGGCUUUUCCCAAACAAUGCAAGAAAAGCUUAAGAAAGAGCAUCUCUCAGGUCCCUGCUUCCAAACCUUGCCCCUUGCUUGUUGUCCCUUGGCGCAGAAUGGCCAGAGACAAGAGGAAGUUCCCGGGUGGAGUAAGCAGAGGGGGUUAGAGGGGAGCCAGACUGGUGAGUCUUUCUUCCAAAAGGCUCGUGCCAAAAGACUACAACUCCAGGCAACAAAUACAAGCACCCAAGAGGAAGGACAAAGUGAGAUUGCUUCUGUGACUAAGUCCACUGGCACUUACGCUCAAAAGGGCGUAGAGUCAUCAACAAAAGUGCACAAGAGUAACUGUACAGCCUCAGAUCUCUCAGAAAAUGAUUUUGUUUCACCUGUAGAGGCCCAUGCAUCAACGUCAGGCUGUGGUGGCACAGUGUCAGCAGAGAGCCUCACCUGUCCAGUGUGUUUCAGGCAAGUGGAGACGACUGAUUUGAAUGUCUUCAACAGACAUAUAGACCAGUGUCUCAGCGAUGUCUCUACAAAGCCAAAGCAAAUCACAAUUUCUGACACAGAGUCAGAUUUGAACCUAGAGAGUGACUAUAAAGAAUGUGAAGUGGUGGACAAAUGGAGGGGGGACUGUGAGGGUGAGGAGGAGAAAGCAAAGAACAGAGAAGAGUUGGAGUCAAACGGAGAUGAUCCUCAGGAAGACCAACGCAGCUUGAAAAAUUCUAUUCAGACGGCUUUGUUGAUCAAUGGCGACAACAAAACAUGUGAUGAUAAAGGCCCUGUCCUCAUCUGCCCAGUAUGUCAGCUGACCCAAGAAAGUGAUGACCUCAUUGUCUUCAACCACCACGUAGACCUCUGCCUGAACCAGGAGGUUCUACAUGAGCUUUGGACACAGACAUCAUCUACCAUUAAUCCACCUUCAGUUACAAAUAGCAAGGCCAUAGACAGAGGCCGUCUCCUGCCGACGCAUGCAAGUAAAGGCAAAACCAAAAGACGGGACACGCCGUCCUCUCCUCCUUCUAAAAAGGCUAAAGUGCUUGGCCCUCGCAACACGAUCGACAAGUUUUUCAGGUGACAGUCAUGCACGCAGAAUGUCCAUUCCUAUCUGGAGGAACCAAGAAAGUUUUCUACAGGAAAUGAAGAACAUCAUCAGGUUCCGGACUCCAUUGUUCAAACUGUCGUCACAAUCAUUGCAGCAAAAGCAAUAUUCAGUUGUUUUUUCUUCAAAAAUCUGUAAUUAUGAUAAAUUGAUAUAAGUAUUGUGUGCACUAAUAUGCUUUAUUUGUUCUUUAUAAGCCACGCACUAGACAAGAAAUUAAAAAUGAAAAAACCAAAUUCUCUAUUAAUUCUGGCACAUUAAUAGAACUACUUAUGUUAUAUAACAUACCUAUGACCCUGUUGUCAAUUGCAGUUUCUGUUUCACUGAAGAUGAGCCUAAUGUUUUUAUUUAAAUGUAUGCUAAAUUGAUCAUGAAGUUAUUUAUUGCUCAGAUGCCUGUGUUUUUAUUUAUGUUCAUGAUGUAUUUUAUUCAGAUAUUUUCAGUAAUUUGAAAAAUCUAUUGUAUUUAUAUUGUUUAUUCCAAUGAUAACACUGUAUGUGUGUAAUAAUGAAAGGAAGGGAAUCCUUCUGUCUUGUACAAUGAGUUUGAAAUAAAUGAAUAUUCCACUGGA